UGAAUCAUUGUAGGAUCGUGUGGAGAGUACAGGAAGAUGCAGUAUCUGCUAACGUCUUGGUCACUUAUGCGUCAAUGGUUGGAGUUCUGCCACCAAUCAUCAGAGUUCGCCACACGCACGCUCUAAGCGAGUGGACGAGCUUGUGUUGCUAUCGGAGGUGGGCUGAGCUGUGUGGUUUUGUAUUUGACUCAAGUUACUUUUUUUUUUUUACCUUUUCACUUCGUCAAACAUGUCGCCUGCUGGUACUCAGAAGAGCAGUUCUCUGACAUUGGUGCUAAUGGUUGCUUCUGCAGCCAGCGGAGGAACUCUUCAAUAUGGCUACAACCUGGCCAUCAUGAAUACUCCAGCAACAUUUAUUCAAACCUUUGUCAAUGAGACGUUCCUGGAGCGCUGGGACAUGUUGCUGGAGGAUUACCAGGUGACUCUGGUCUGGACAAUUAUUGUCUCCAUCUUCUCUUUGGGGGGCUUUGCAGGGGCCCUUAUCGCAGGACCUUUGACCAUACGCUUCGGGAGGAAGAAAUGCUUGUUGUUGAACAACAUUUUCCUCAUGACUGGAGCACUCCUAGCUGUGACAAGUAGAGCUGCCAAGUCUUUUGAGAUGAUCAUUAUCGCACGUGUCCUGGUAGGAAUAAAUGCUGGGAUCAGCAUGAAUGUGCAACCCAUGUAUUUUGGAGAAAGUGCACCAAAGCACUUAAGAGGGGCUGUCUCUUUGUCAUCAGCUGUUUUCACAGCAUUUGGUGUUGUGUUAGGACAGGUGGUUGGAAUCAGAGAAAUCCUGGGCAGCGAGCCGUGUUGGCAGUAUCUUCUUGCUAGUAAUGCCAUUCCUGGCGUCAUCCAGCUCCUUACCCUGCCCUGGUUCCCGGAGAGUCCCAGAUACCUACUAAUUGACAGGGGGGACAAAGAGGCUUGUAUAAACGCUUUGAGACGGUUGCGAGGCUGCGAGGUCCAGAGCAGCGAGCUCGACGAGAUGCUGCAAGAACAAGCUGCAACCAAAGGCAUGAAGCACCGUGGACCCUGGGAGCUGUUUAGUGAUCGCUCAGUGCGCUGGCAGCUCAUCACUGUCAUGAUCAUCAGCAGUGCCAUGCAGCUCUGUGGGAACGACUCGAUUUACUUCUAUGCAUCAUAUGUAUUUAAAGAGGCUGGAAUAUCUGCUGAUAAAAUCCAAUAUAUCACUAUUGGCACUGGUACAUGUGAAUUCCUAGCAUGUAUAUUGUGUAACUUGCUGAUUGAGCGUAAAGGUCGGAGGUUCUUGCUGAUGGGAGGCUACAUCCUCAUGACCAUCUGGGCUGUGGUCUUCACAAUUGCUCUGUCAUUUGAGCAUUAUACAUCCUGGAUGCCGUACCUGAGCAUGGCCUGCAUAUUCACAUACAUUCUCAGCUUUGGCAUGGGACCAGCUGGAGUGACCGGCAUUCUGUCGACAGAGCUCUUCGAUCAGACAGCUCGGCCGGCCGCCUACAUGAUCUCGGGCUCCAUGAUGUGGCUCAACCUUUUUAUCAUUGGGAUGAUCUUUCCCUUUCUAGUUAGUGGGUUGAGCGAGUUCUGCUUUGUGCCUUUCGGAGCGGUCUGCCUGCUGUCUGCGCUGUUUGUCGGCCUCUUCCUGCCUGAGACAAAGGGGAAGUCUCUGUCAGCCAUCACAAGUGAAUUUCACAAACUCAACUUCAAAGGCCAGGAAGAAAAGUGUGCGUCGCAAACUACAGCUCAGUAUCAAUUGGGUGAAGUGUGUCUCUCAACGGCCUUGUAGACGGACAAAUGGCCCACUGUGACACGCUGCUUGAGCUGGGAGAACCGCUGAAUGUCUGAACUAUCACAUCCCCAUAAACAACUUGACUCAAUUAUUACUCCUUAAUCUUGAAUGUGUUUUCUAUUCCUAAGGAUUUUUUUCGAUAUCUUCGUGACAUAAGCUACUUAAAAAAUAUUGAGUACUGAAGACACUGCCUUCACAGCAGUACUGGAAAACUAAGUUAGACACCAUCUAUCUAUUACAUCUAAAUCAAUAAGACUACAUAGUGUCAAUCCUAGUAUCCUGCUCUGCUCUUUGAUUUCUUUAUUGUUUACUGUAAUUACAAUCACUGUACAUCUACAGAAUAUAAGUAAUUGGCUCCUUCUGAAAACAAAACACUGGUUUGGGGUUUUUAGGUAACAAAUUAAGCUUUUUCGUUACUUGUUUCCUGUUUUUUAACAAAUAAAAGCGAUAAAUUAAGAGUUAUACCGACCAUGACAGACCUUUUUCCUUCUGUUGGGGGUCAAAGGUCAGAGUGCGCUGCACAUCAGGCCUUCAAGUUAAACAAACUGCAGAGCACAGAAGUCCAGAACAAAAUGAAUGUAUUUAAAUAAGAAUUAAGAGUUACAGUUUUAUUACAAACUGCAUGCAUCAGCGUACCUCAUUCAAAACAAUGGUGUGUAAUAAUAUUAAGCAUUCAUGCAUUUAGUUUAGAAUGAUAUCUACUCUAUUUACAUGACUGAAAUAUGUGCAAUUGUUUAUGUUGAACGUCGACAUUUUUGUUUUCAUGAUCUAACUGAGCCAAAUAAAGUCUUGUAUGAA
Messenger RNA from Eleginops maclovinus (Patagonian blennie), 2542 nucleotides. RefSeq names its product solute carrier family 2 member 11a (gene slc2a11a). Lineage: Eukaryota; Metazoa; Chordata; Actinopteri; Perciformes; Eleginopidae. Gene Ontology annotation, biological process: monosaccharide transmembrane transport. Gene Ontology annotation, molecular function: hexose transmembrane transporter activity. The coding region runs from base 230 to 1741 and encodes 503 amino acids. The record is from RefSeq and is a predicted model, not a curated record. Gene Ontology annotation, cellular component: plasma membrane. The transcript is spliced from 12 exons.